Molecule: messenger RNA, 10534 nt
Organism: Oncorhynchus keta (chum salmon)
Lineage: Eukaryota; Metazoa; Chordata; Actinopteri; Salmoniformes; Salmonidae
Gene: anks1ab
Product: ankyrin repeat and sterile alpha motif domain containing 1Ab
Exons: 15
Coding region: 431-2278 (615 amino acids)
Cellular component (GO): cytosol
Molecular function (GO): protein binding
Source: RefSeq, a predicted model, not a curated record
GUACAGCACACAGAGCGUGGUGGAGGAAUCCUCGCUGGCAGCCCUCCCUCUGAAUAGGCAGGCACCCACUGCGUCAGUAACCUGAUUACCCUAGCUGUCAGUCUUAAUAAGGCCAGGCCUCAGAUCCCCACCACGGGACGGGACAAACUUGGUCCUCCGAUAGGGAGUCAGAGGACAGACUUGGUCCUCUGAUAGGGAGUCAGAGGACAGAUGAGGAACAGGACGGCAGCUCUUCUCUGAACACAGACAGACAAAGACAAAGUGUGCAGAAUUCAACAGGAAGCUCUGUACAGACUGAGACUGCUGGAUCCUCCAGUGUUUUACAGCCCUCUCUGCACUGACUAUUGGUAUAAGAAGAGAGACUGCUGCCUGAGGCCUGGGUACAGGGAGGCUAAGAUCCUAACACUGCCACACAAGCAGCUCCACAGUAAUGUCAGCCUCCCUCCUGGACGCUGAUCCCAUCUAUGCCACGGUGGUCCAAACUGCCAAGGCUGAGGCCAGGGAGUCGACAGGGGCUGUGGCUGUCCCUCCAGUCAGGCUGAAGCCUCCGGGGGACCUGAAUUUGACCCGGAGCCUCUCCAAGUCGGACUCAGACCUGUUGGUGUCUCCCCUGGGUGAGGAGGAUGGGGGUCUGAACAGCUGCUGUGAUUCUGUGGCUAACUGCAGUUCUGGGAACAAACAGAUGGAGAGAUCGCCCUCCUUCGCCUCCGAGUGGGAUGAGAUUGAGAAGCUCAUGAACCUGAUUGGAGCAGGCAUCGAGUCAUCCAAUGACCAGCAGCGCACCACAGAUGGGGCCUGCAGCAAAGCCCUGGACCAGCCUGUGGGAGAGUGGCUGGAGCAUGUGGGGCUGCCGCAGUACGAGAGCAAGCUGCUGCUUAAUGGCUUUGACGACCUACGCUACAUGGGCAGUAACGUGAUGGAGGACUUGGACCUUAGAGAUAUGGGAAUCACUGACCCUGGACACAGAAAGAAGAUCCUCCACGCAGCACGCAGCUUGCCCAAGGUGAAGGCCCUGGGCUGUGAUGGCAGCACCUCUCUCUCCACCUGGUUGGAUGUGCUAGGUCUGCAGGAGUACCUGCCUAACUUCCUGUCUAGCGGCUACCGUACCUUGGACUGUGUGAAGAACCUAUGGGAAUUGGAGAUUGUCAACGUGUUGAAAAUCGGCGUUCUGGGCCACAGGAAGAGGAUCAUAGCGUCUCUGGCAGAGCGGCCCUAUGAGGAGGCCCCGACCAAAUCACAGAUCUCUCACCGUCUCUCACAGAUCAGGUUUCAGGACUUGUUGUCCCAGACAGGGACCUCUGCUCUGAGUCAGAUGGACCCGUCCACCAGUCGCUCCAUGGACAUGCUCCUGCCCCUGGGAGAGGCAGGCAGGAGGAGGAGAGCCAUGGACCAGGACUGCAGUGUGUCCCUGCGCUCCUACAGCGAGAGACCACGCUCUCAUGACAGACAGAGUGACAGACAUAGGGAACCCAGUUUGACCCUUCGGCCGCCUAGCCAGUCUGCCACAUACGCUACAGUGUCCGCUUGGCAUCACCAGCCUGAGAAACUCAUCUUAGAGUCCUGUGGGUAUGAGGCCAGUUAUUUAGGAUCAAUGAUUAUCAGGGAUCUACGGGGGAUUGAGUCAACUCAAGAAGCCUGUGCCAAAAUUAGGAAGUCGAAGGACCAUUCAAGAAAGGGUCCUGUUGUCAUCCUUUCCAUCACCUAUAAAGGAGUCAAGUUUAUCGACGCAGCCACUAAGACCAUAGUAGCCGAGCAUGAGAUCAGGAACAUCUCCUGUGCGGCCCAGGACCCUGAGGAACUCUGCACCUUCGCCUAUAUCACCAAGGACAAUAAAAGUGGCCACCACUUCUGCCAUGUCUUCAGCACUGUGGAAGUGACCCAGACCUAUGAGAUCAUCCUGACGCUGGGUCAGGCCUUUGAGGUGGCCUAUCAGCUGGCUCUCCAGACCAAAGCCAGGCAGUAUGUCCCAGUCCCCCCACCAUCUCUGGGGUCAGAGGUCAUUGAGACCAAAUCCAGCCGGCCCACAUCACAGCAAUGGAGCAGCAUGAGGAGAUCAACAGGUGCCCCUCCGCUAGAAUGCCGCUGCUGUUACUGUCACACGUGUACUACCCACCGCCCCUCCUUCCUCCCGUUGCACUCUGUUAGCCCUGGAGUCCAGAUUGACCCUCUGGAGAUGGACACAGACAUGCAGUCCCUGGGCAGCACCACCUGGCUCUUCACCCAAAGAGACUCCAACAAGCGCCCUGUCAGCACCAAGUACGAGACCACCAUAUUCUGAGACUGGAUCACCUGCCCCAUCCUCACCUCGCACUAGCACCCAGUUUGACCCCUGACCUCUACCGCCCUCUCUCUCUCUCACAAGCCCUGUGCCUUCUCACUGUGAUGGUAGCAUCCCUCAGGGCUGCCCCCUCUCCUUUGCCCUGCCCUACACAAACCUCACCCUGCUCUGACAUCACACAUCCCUGCAGCUCUCUCCAGCUCCUCCUGCAGCCACUGAUGGAGCCCCUUGACUUGUGGAUGGACCUGAACUGAACCUACAAUGGCCCUGCUCUCUCAACCGAUCUGCCUCCUCCUCCUCCCAACUACAUGCAUUUGCAUCCACCCCCUAUUAGGUUUAUCAUCAUUGAAGACAUUGUGGAUUUUUGUUCUCUUCCUGUCAUGCCAUUAUUUUCCAAGUGACUCCCUUCGGUCAAAACAAGCAUGACUUUUUUUCUGUUCAGCUAUCUGUUGCAUUUUUACCUGAUAGUAACAUGAUAAGCAUUGGCUGUACUGCCAAUGUGAACAAGAAAAGGGCAAACCUUCACAAGUACCUCUUUUUAUCUAACGCCAAAGGAGUACUAUUCUUGUGAUAUUAUCAACUUACCGUUUUGGUCCCAUAUAGAGUGGAACAAAGAACAAUAUCAUGUCCCAAACAACCUCCUCAGCCAUAAACAAUAGUUUACCCCCUUCCCAAAAGGAUUAACAAUUUUGUCUUUUUAAUACCAUGUUUAUUUUUGUAUUUCACUUGUUUUUCGCUAAAGGCAAGUUCAAUAUUUUUCUUUCCCUAUCUGUAGCUUGUCCUGUCUUGCCAGGCAUCUACCACUGUGAGGCGCUGUGAGGAGACACAUCACCUGGGAUGCAUGAAAGACAAAAAAUCUAUCAUACAUUGAUGGAUCAUCAAGGAAUCUUCCCUUUCCAUUCAAAAUGGAUCAAGAACUGAACCUCAAAUUCCUGUGUGCUCUUCUUGUACACAAAUGGGAGGACAACUUCGUCAUCAAUCUGCCAAGAUCAGUAGCCUUAAUUACUUCAAUCUGGCCAUCUAUCAGUUUAUCUAAAUGUAAUCAAUUGAGCAUCCCUUGCCACCAUCACACACUCUCCACACCUGCUAACUGCGUCUUCCAUGGUUAAAAAGACUAACAGUACUUUUGAGUUGACAACACAUGAACACUUUGGCAGAGCUGCAAUGAAGUUGUUGUAAUGGUACAGGUUUGUCCAGAUAAUACAGUCUAUAAUGCUCUGUAGCUUCACAGUGUGCAUGGUGCCUCACCAGUCAUUUUAUUACCAAGAGAGACAAUCAACAGAGACUGUUUGGCUCAUCAGAGAACACUGUGUUAAAACAUGGCACUAUCCCUUAAAAAAUGUAUUGUUUUAAAAUGGAUAUGGUUGGUUUCUUUAAUAAGAUAUGCUUUUAAGACCAGGGCUUCCUGGAAUAUAUUUAGUGAAAGAAACCAAGGGAAGCAAGACCACAAUAAUAUCGGCAUAGUAAAUAAUUUAAGUGCAAAUGUAUGAGAAAUUACCAAAACACCAUGGUCAUGAAGGUCACGUUUGGGUAUGUCCAAGGAAUUUGAGGGCAAUAAUUGAAUUUGCCAAUUCAUGGUGAAGGAUGCAAGAUAUUCCUAAUAACAUUGUUUUAAUUUUAGACAAUUUAUGAGGCAAGGCACAUUUGUGUUGCUGGACUCCUUAUGUUGCAUCUUAUCAAGAUUACGUGGAUUGUAAUCCAUGCCAUGGCACAUAGGUUCAGCAUGAGGUACAGUAUGUUUAAACAACUUAGUCACAAAAACAUUAGCGACAGUGCCAAAGAUUCAGGCUUACUCAUGGAACUUUACAUUUGAGGGAUCAAAAUGUAAUUAGAUAUGCUUUCAUUGUGCAAAUAGUUUUUGGUUGAAAAUAUCUGUGAAACUGCAUUCUUGUUUUUCCUUUCACAGGGAUUUAUACCGCAGAUCUAGUUAUCUACACUAUAUAUACAAAAUAUGUGGACACCCCUUAUAAUUAGUGGAUUCGGCUAUUUCAGCCACACCCGUUACUAACAGGUGUAAAAUUGAGCAUACAGCCACGCAAUCUCCAUAGACAAACAUGGGCAGUAGAAUGGCUUUACUAAAGAGGUCAGUGACUUUCAAUGUGGCACCAUCACACUGUAGGAUGCCACCUUUCCACCAAGUCAGUUCGUCAAAUUUCUGCCCUGCCAGAGCUUCCCCGGUCAACUGUAAGUGUUGUUAUUGUGAAGUGGAAACGUCUAGGAGAAACAACGGCUCAGCCGUGAGGUGGUAGGCCACACAAGCCCACAGAACAGGACCGCCGAGUGCUGAAACGCAUAAGAUGUAAAAAUCAUCUGUCCUCGGUUGCAACUCUCACUACCGACUUCCAAACUGCCUCUGGAAGCAACAUCAGCACAAUAACUGUUCGCCAGGAGCUUCACAAAAUGGGUUUCCAUGGCCGAGCAGCUGCACACAAGCCUAAGAUCACCAUGCAAUACCAAGCGUUGGCUGGAGUGGUGUAAAGUUUGUCGCCAUUGGACUCUGGAGCAGUGCAAACGCGUUCUCUGGAGGGAUGAAUCACGCUUCACCAUCUGGCAGUCCGACAAAUUAAUCUGGGUUUGGUGGAUGCUAGGAGAACGCUACCUGCCCGAAUGCAUAGUGCCAAUUGUCAAGUUUGGUGGAGGAGGAAUAAUGGUCUGGGGCUGUUUUUCAUAUUUCGAGCUACAAGUUCCUGUGAAGGGAAAUCUUAACGCUACAGCCUCCAAUGACAUUCUAGAAUAUUCUGUGCUUCCAACUUUGUGGCAACAGUUUGGGGACAGCCCCUUCCUGCUUCAGCAUGACAAUGCCCCCGUUCACAAAGCGAGGUCCAUACACAAAUGGUUUGUCGGUGCGGAACAACUUGACUGGCCUGCACAGAGUCCUGACCUCAACCCCAUCGAACACCUUUGUGGUGAAUUGGAACGGCGACUGCGAGCCAGGCCUAAUCGGCCAAAAUCCUUGCCCAACCUCAUUAAUGCUCUUGUGGCUGAAUGGUCUCCACAGCAAUGUUCUAACAUCUAGUGGAAAUCUUUCCCAGAAGAUGGGGCUGUUAUAGCAGCAACGAGGAAACCAAAUCCAUAUUAAUGCCCAUGAUUUUGGAAAGAGAUGUUCAACAAGGUGUCCACAUACUUCUGGUCAUGUAGUGUGUCUGUUGGCUCUAUCUGUUUGUGUUUUGCUCAACCUAUUCUGUGUGCUGUGUAGCCUUGUGUUUGUGUCCUCGUGGAAAGAUGGGUUGUUUUGUCUCUAGCUGCUGUCCUCAUUCUGUGUCUCCUGCUGCAGGAGAUGUUAUGUUUCGCCUCUCUCCAAACGACACCUGGUUAAUACAGGAUGGCUGACUGGAGAAUGACUGUUAAGACAUGCUAGUCUCUGUGCGGUACUGUAGCUGUGACUCAUCGUCAAUCUGUCCUGUUCUGACUGUUACAGUACUGAUGCAUGUGGCAGUAUGUGCGUUUGGUCUUCUGAUGGCCCAUUGAGGUGUCUGUAACAGCAGUGUCUGUUUUGUUUUAUCUUAUAAUUUGCUGUUUUGUUUUACUUUUUUCUUUGUUUCACAAAUAUAGCACCUCAUCUCAUUUACAUUGUCCAGCAUUGUCAUUUCUCUUGCACUAAGUAUGUUCCUCCCUGUUAUGUGUUGAAAUCAUGCAAAUACAUUCUACCUGUUUUGGUUUGGGUGCAUAUAAAAGCCUUAAGUUUUUAAAGAGCAGAGGCUAUUUCAAGCAGACACAAUUGUUGGGGUAUGAUUUGGCUGUGCAUGCUUCUGUUUUUUAACGUCAGUGUUUUCCUUGUGUAGCUCACUCCAGCGUUCAAGUUUCCGGACACCAAGCUAUGAGUUGAAGUGGAGCAGCCAAUGUGAGCGUCUGCGUGUGUGUAGACUAGAGCCAGAGAGACCAACAGGGAUACAUUCAGCGGGUCUAUGAGGGACUGUUUGAUAAGGUCUGCUGCCUUCUACCACAUCUCCUGAAUACCAAGUAACAGAGAAAUUAUAACCUUACACUAGCUGUCUGUCCACUGGGUGAGAAGGUCAGUCUGAAAGGUCAAAUAUCCUCCCUGGCCUCACACUGACUGUCUUUACCUCCACAUCUGACUUCCUGUAGGUACAGUAAUAUACAGAAUAUAGACAAUUAAUGAUGGGCCAUUAAUGACAAUUGUUAUUGAUUCAGGUAUAUUUGAGAUUAACAUGAUCAAGAGAUCAAGAAGAGAGAACAAGAGUACGUUAAUCAAAUUUAGAACUACCGUACCAGCAUAAUAAUGCUAUGCCCAUGUAUUUGUGGGCAAAGUAUAGUUUGUCAAUGAUAAUGUUUAAAAAUGUAAAGCAAUAUAUACCUGAAAUUAAAUAGUACAAUGGAACAUCUCAUUCUUAAGGUAUUUGAUUGUGUCUUAGGUCAUCUUACUUGCAUGGGAGUUUGAAGGAACUGCCAGACAAUAUAUUCUAUGAGAGCUAAUUGCAUCUCUUUGUCACUAAGACAAGCCCAGGGACUGGCAGAGGAGAUAGAUGUAUGCAUGCAAAAGUCAUACUCCCUCACUCGCAAAGUCAUUUGGAACAAAACAUGUGAUGGAAAUAAACUGAUGCAUUUUUGAAAAUACACUAUUUUUAUAUGGCUAACUGAUGUAGUAAGAGGAUGAAAUAUAUUAUUCAAUGGAGGGACAACUAUUUCAAAUUAGGAAGAAAAUGCAACUUACAAACUCUUUACCCUUGUAAAAGCAAGAAGCUUCUACACAUGUAGCUUCUACAGGCUGCAGUAUCUGUAUUUAGUGUGAGAUCUUAAUAUGGUAUUGUAGGUUUAAAUCACUUACCAGUAAGUACAUAGUAUAGAAAGGGAUGAACACCAGCAGAUGCUAUGAUCCUCAAAGACUGACAUACCACAGUAUGGAGUGAAUUUCAGAACGGUUGAUGCACUAGGCCAGGGAUGGGCAACUUUGUUGGGGUGGGGGUCACAACAGAGGUAUCAUGGCCAUAGGGAGUACAGGGGCAUGUGCCCUUUAAGAUGUGUCCUGUUAAAAACAUGAUUUAAAAUAAUACGUAUUUUUUUUCUGUAAUACUACUAGCCAAUUAGCAACUUCAUGAAGUUGGCUAUAGCUAGCCUAAUCUCAUAACUAGUUACGAAAAAGCCAUUUAAGGCUAUUAAUCAAGGUAGAGCAGCUGGCUUGUCUAUCUUAGCUGGAAAUGUCUGCUGGAAAAGUUGGUUGAUUUUAGAAAAGCAAGCAAUAACUAAGAGCUCUAUUCAAUCAGAUCCGCUUUAGCCAACAUCCGCAUAGCGGUUGUUUUGGCGGUGUUGGAACUGUCAUUAUACCUAAAGCGGACAUUGCCAUUGGCUACACAGAGUCGCAUUAAGUCGCAUGAAAUCCAGCAGCCAGCAAUCCCAUGCAGCCAUGUUUCCAAGUUCGAAAACUGGAAUGUGAGAUGUAAUCUACACCUUGAUUAGAUUUAUAUAAAUCCUCAUUUUCAAUUUGAGUGUCAUUUACGUCUAAUGCGAGUGGGGGCGGGUGAGCCUUCGUGACAAUGAUCACAAGCAGCUGUCUCCGAUUUAAUGACUCCAACGCAAUUACAACUCCAAAGCGUCCGCUAUUGACGGUUAAUGCUUGAUCUGAUUGAAUCUAGGCCUAAAUGUACUAAGAUUUAUUUUCAAUCCUUUACCCAGAUUUGAGCAGAGAUGCAGGGAAGAAUAUAUAUAUAUAUAGAUUUUUUUUUAAAUGUAAGAACCACCAGUCAGCAGGAUACAGACAGCUCAAGAGGUAUGCUUAGCUAUGCAGAAAAAAUAUAUACAUAUAUUGUUUUACAUAGAAUUAAGCAUAAUGUUUAUGGCUCUAGAUUGCAGGAAAAAGCUGUUUCAGGUGUCAACUUAGUCUUCACCUCCCAGCGAUCCCCACAUACUUUGUGCCCCCUCAGAUUUUGGGAGUGCAUGACUCCCCAGGGGUACAAGUUGUCCAUCCCUGCGUUAGGCUAAGACCUCCAAUGAUAAAGUGUGGUUAUAAUAUAAUAAUGUUUAACUCUGUAAUGAGAUGGCAUGCUGAAUUCCAUCAGGUUGGGUGGCACCUCAAUUAUUUGUUAAGGGCAGUAAUAGCCUAAUAAUAUAUCCUAGAAAUUAUUACAGAAUAUUAUUGACCAAGAUCAUAUGGCCUUAUACUCACACUUUUAUACUUCAGAAGUCCUUUAUAAGACAAGUGUAUGUACAGUGUAUAAUGGUUUAUGUAUACAGUACCCGGCAAAAAUUUGGACACAUCCUCAUUCAAAGGUUUUUCUUUAUUUUUUACUAUUUUCCACAUUGUAGAAUAAUAGUGAAGACAUCAACACUAUGAAAUAACAGAAAAGGAAUCAUGUAGAAACUAAACAAAGUUGCCUUGAUGACAGCUUUGCACACUCUUGGCAUUCUCCCAACCAGCUUCACCUGGAAUGCUUUUCCAACAGUCUUGAAGGAGUUCCCAAAUAUGCUGAGCACUUGUUGGCUGCUUUUCCUUCACUUUGCAGUCCAACUCAUCCCAACCCAUCUCAAUUGGGUUGAGGUCAGGUGAUUGUGGAGGCCAGGUCAUCUGAUGUAGCACUCCAUCACUCUCCUUCUUGGUCAAAUUGAUGCAGCCAAGAGGCCCAUGAUCACUCUGGAUGAACUGCAGAGAUCUACAGCUGAGGUGGGACACUCUGUCCAUAGGACAACAAUCAGUCGUAUAUUGCACAAAUCUGGCCUUUAUGGAAGAGGGGCAAGAAGAAAGCCAUUUCUUAAAGAUAUCCACAAAAAGUGUCAUUUAAAGUUUGCCACAAGCCACCUGGGAGACACACCAAACAUGUGGAAGAAGGUGCUCUGGUCAGAUGAAACCAAAAUUGAACUUUUUGGCAACAAUGCAAAACGUUAUGUUUGGCGUAAAAGCAACACAGCUCAUCACCCUGAACACACCAUCCCCACUGUCAAACAUGGUGGUGGCAGCAUCAUGGUUUGGGCCUGCUUUUCUUCAGCAGGGACAGGGAAGAUGGUUAAAAUUGAUGGGAAGAUGGAUGGAGCCAAAUACAGGACCAUUCUGGAACAAAACCUGAUUGAGUCUGCAAAAGACCUGAGACUGGGACGGAGAUUUGUCUUCCAACAAGACAAUGAUCCAAAAGAAUUUUGCACGCCCAAUUUUUCAGUUUUUGAUUUGUUAAAAAAGUUUGAAAUAUCCAAUAAAUGUCGUUCCACUUGAUGAUUGUGUCCCACUUGUUGUUGAUUCUUCACAAAAAAAUACAGUUUUAUAUCUUUAUGUUUGAAGCCUGAAAUGUGGCAAAAGGUUGCAAAGUUCAAGGGGGCCGAAUACUUUCGCAAGGCACUGUAUUUGGUCACCUACAAACAAGCAAGAUUUCUGGCUCUCACAGACCUGUAACUUCUUCUUUAAGAGGCUCCUCUGUCCUCCACUCGUUACCUCUAUUAAUGGCACCUGUUUGAACUUGUUAUCAGUAUAAAAGACACCUGUCCACAACCUCAAACAGUCACACUCCAAACUCCACUAUGGCCAAGACCAAAGAGCUAUCAAAGGACACCAGAAACAAAAAAAUUACAGGCCUCUCUCAUCUUUUUAAGUGGGAGAACUUGUACAAUUGGUGGCUGACUAAAUACUUUUUUGCCCCACUGUAAAUCUGGGUCUUCCUAGUUUCAUCAUAUCGCUUGAUGGUUUUUGCGAAAUUUCAAAGAUUUGAAAUUUCCCGCAUUGACUGACCUUCACGUCUUAAAGUAAUAAUGGACUAUAGUUUUUUUGUUUAUUUGAGCUGUUCUUGCCAUAAUAUGGACUUCGUCUUUUACCAAAUAGGGCUAUCUUCAGUAAACCACCCCUAACUUGUCGCAACACAACUUAUUGGCUCAAAUGCAUUAAGAAUGAUAGAAAUUCCCUAAAUUAACUUUUCACAAGGCACACGUGUUAAUUGAAAUGCAUUCCAGGUGACUACCUCAUGAAGCUGGUUGAGAGAAAAUAUAAAAUAUAUUUUAAUUUGUUUUUUGGGGGUUACUACAUGAUUCCAUAUGUGUUAUUUCAUAGUUUUGAUGUCUUCACUGUUAUUCUACAAUGUAGAAAAUAGUACAAAUAACCCUGGAAUGAGUAAGGGUGUCCAAACUUUUGACUGGUACUGUAGGUAUAUCGAUUUGUCAUUUAUGUUGUGAGUAGUAUAUUGUGCUUAGGGUUACUUACCCCUUUAGGUACCCCUUUUCCUUUCACUUACUAAGAAAAACAAACUCCACAAUCCUUAGUCUUUUCUUUAGAACGUGUUUUUCUCAUUACUCUAAAACAAAACAAUUAAAAUGAAAACUGAA